AUCCAACAUUCGAUCCAAUAUCACCAUCACAACCUUCUCCGAAUAACAAACUCAACCUCACUGUCCACCCACACCACCAACUAUCAAAAUGAAGACCACUCAGACCAUUCUCUCCCUUCUGGCUGUUGCCGCCGCCGUCAUCGCCGCCCCUACCGAGGACAACGCCGCCUUGGACAUGCGAGCUGACAAUGCCAACUGGACCGGAGGAGACGCCGAGAUCCUCCGCCGAGCCAACAAGUUCGACUUCUGCAACCCAGGCAAGGGCGAAUGCACCUCAGGUGGAUGCUGGGGCUGCCAGGGCCACACCUUCAUCUGCCAGGACGGCCCAGACAGUGGGAAGUGCUGCUGGAGAGACGGGGACUCUGUGUCUUGCGUCAACGUUUAGAUUAACUGCAGUUUUGCCAGUGUUGUCUAGAAGUUCAGGAAUAGCUGCGUUGGGAGUCUGUUCUAGGGGAGGUUGUGUUAUGGAUAUUUUGCACCUCGGUUUCAUACGCUCGUUAAUAGCGGCCGCUAUCAUUUAG
This is a messenger RNA of Pseudomassariella vexata, 521 nucleotides long. RefSeq lists its product as uncharacterized. The record is from RefSeq and is a predicted model, not a curated record. The transcript is spliced from 2 exons. The coding region runs from base 89 to 385 and encodes 98 amino acids. Lineage: Eukaryota; Fungi; Ascomycota; Sordariomycetes; Amphisphaeriales; Pseudomassariaceae.